GCUGACCGCAACGACCACGACCCCGUCUUCGAGCAGGGCGAGUACAGGGAGACCAUCCGGGAGAACGUGGAGGAGGGAUACCCCAUCCUGCAGCUGCGCGCCACCGACGUUGACUCCCCGCCCAACGCCAACAUCCGCUACCGCUUCGUCAACGAGCGGGCUGCCCAUGCCGUCUUCGAGAUCGAUCCACGCUCCGGCCUCAUCACCACCAGCGGGCCGGUGGAUAGGGAGAAGAUGGAGAGGUACUCCUUGGUGGUGGAGGCCAAUGACCAGGGGAGGGAGCCAGGGCCGCGCUCCGCCACGGUCAAGGUCUACAUCACCGUCCUUGACGAGAACGACAACACCCCUCAGUUCAGUGAGAAGCGCUACAUUGUCCAGGUGAGGGAGGACAUACGGCCUCACACUGAGAUCCUGCGCGUCACUGCCACAGACCUGGACAAGGACAACAAUGCGCUGGUCCACUACAACAUCAUCAGCGGGAACAGCCGGGGCCAGUUCUCCAUUGACAGCGUCACUGGGGAGAUACAGGUGGUGGCCCCACUGGAUUUUGAGGUGGAGCGGGAGUACGCCCUGAGGAUCCGGGCUCAGGAUGCAGGGCGCCCUCCCCUCUCUAACAACACCGGCAUGGCGAGCAUCCAGGUGGUGGACAUCAAUGACCAUGCGCCCAUUUUUGUCAGCACCCCUUUCCAAAUCUCCGUCCUUGAGAACGCUCCCCUUGGCCACUCUGUCAUCCACAUCCAGGCCGUGGACGCGGAUUACGGCGAGAACUCGCGCCUGGAGUACAAACUGACGGGGGUCUCGGCUGACACACCGUUCGUGGUGAACAGUGCCACGGGGUGGAUCACUGUCAGUGGGCCCUUGGACCGGGAGUCGGUUGAGCACUAUUUUUUUGGGGUAGAGGCUCGGGACCAUGGCUCUCCGUCUUUAUCUGCCUCUGCCAGCGUCACCAUUACUGUCAUGGAUGUCAACGACAACCGCCCUGAGUUCACCCAGAAGGAGUACUUCAUCCGCCUGAAUGAGGAUGCAGCUGUGGGGACCAGCGUCCUCAGUGUCACGGCAAUUGACCGGGAUGUGAACAGUGCCAUCACCUACCAGAUCACGGGAGGCAACACGCGGAACCGCUUCUCCAUCAGCACGCAAGGUGGGAUGGGGCUCAUCACUCUGUCUCUGCCACUGGACUACAAGCAGGAGAGGCGCUACGUGCUCACCGUGACGGCCUCUGAUCGCACCCUGCGUGACAACUGCCACGUUCACAUCAACAUCACCGAUGCCAACACACACCGGCCUGUGUUCCAGAGUGCCCACUACUCUGUAAGCGUCAACGAGGACCGGCCCGUGGGCAGCACCGUGGUGGUGAUCAGCGCCACGGACGAUGAUGUGGGGGAAAAUGCCCGCAUCACAUACUACCUAGAAGACAACGUCCCUCAGUUUCGCAUUGAUCCAGACUCUGGGGCCAUCACACUACAGGCAGAACUGGACUAUGAGGACCAGGUUACGUACACGUUGGCUAUCACUGCCAAGGACAAUGGGAUCCCCCAGAAAGCAGACACCACCUACGUUGAAAUCAUGGUGAAUGAUGUUAAUGACAACGCUCCCCAGUUCGUCAGCCCUCAUUACCAGGGCAUGAUCUCUGAGGAUGCACCUCCCUUCACCAGUGUGCUCCAGAUCUCUGCCACCGACCGGGAUGCCCACACCAAUGGGCGAGUGCAGUAUACCUUCCAGAACGGGGAGGAUGGGGAUGGAGACUUCACUAUAGAGCCCACCUCAGGGAUCAUUCGCACUGUCCGCAGGCUGGACCGUGAGAACGUUCCUGUCUAUGAGCUGACUGCAUACGCCGUGGACAGGGGCAUCCCUCCUCAGCGAACUCCUGUCCAUAUCCAGGUUACCAUUCAGGAUGUGAAUGACAAUGCCCCUGUCUUUCCAGCUGAAGAGUUUGAGGUCUUGGUAAAGGAGAACAGCAUCGUAGGCUCUGUCGUGGCCCAAAUCACGGCUGUUGAUCCAGAUGAGGGACCAAAUGCCCAGAUCAUGUACCAAAUUGUGGAAGGCAACAUCCCCGAGAUAUUCCAGAUGGACAUCUUUUCUGGGGAGCUCACAGCCUUGAUAGACCUGGAUUAUGAGACAAAACCCGAAUAUGUGAUUGUAGUGCAGGCCACCUCUGCCCCUCUGGUCAGCAGAGCCACGGUCCAUAUCAAACUCAUUGACCAGAAUGACAACAGCCCUGUUCUCAAGAACUUCCAGAUCCUGUUCAAUAACUAUGUAUCCAAUAAGUCCAACACCUUCCCCUCGGGCGUCAUAGGGAAGGUCCCAGCUUAUGACCCAGAUGUGUCCGACCGCCUCUUCUACACCUUUGAGCGGGGAAAUGAACUGCACUUGUUGAUUGUAAAUCAAUCGAGCGGGGAGCUGAGGCUGAGCCGUAAGCUGGACAACAACCGUCCACUCGUGGCCUCCAUGCUGGUGACUGUCACAGACGGGAUCCACAGCGUGACGGCCCAGUGCGUCCUGCGGGUGAUCAUCAUCACAGAGGACAUGUUGGCCAACAGCAUCACGGUGCGGCUAGAGAACAUGUGGCAGGAGCGCUUCCUCUCCCCGCUGCUGUCCACCUUCCUGGAAGGGGUGGCCACCGUGCUCGCGACGCCCAAGGAGGACAUCUUCAUCUUCAACAUCCAGAAUGACACAGAUGUGGGCGGCACAGUGCUCAACGUCAGCUUCUCGGCCCUGGCACCACGGGGCGGGCGCUACUUCAGCUCGGAGGAGCUUCAGGAGCAGCUCUACAUGAAACGCAUGGCACUGACAGGUGCCUCCAUGCUGGAGGUGCUGCCCUUUGACGACAACGUCUGCUUGCGGGAGCCCUGCCAGAACUACAUGAAGUGCAUCUCCGUCCUCAAGUUUGACAGCUCAGCCCCCUUCAUCGCCUCACCCUCCACCCUCUUUCGACCCAUCCACCCCAUCACUGGCCUGCGGUGCCGCUGCCCGCAGGGCUUCACCGGGGACUACUGCGAAACAGAGAUCAACCUCUGCUACUCUAACCCCUGCCUGAACGGCGGGAUCUGCACCCGCAAGGAGGGGGGAUACACAUGCAUUUGCCGCCAGCACUUCAGCGGCGAGAACUGCGAAGUGGACAGCCGCUCGGGGCGCUGCGUGCCCGGCGUGUGCCGCAAUGGCGGCACCUGCACCAACGGCGCUGACGGGGGCUUCCGCUGCCAGUGCCCAGCGGGCGGCUUCGAGACACCCUUCUGUGAGGUGUCCACGCGUUCCUUCCCGCCACGAUCCUUCAUCAUGUUCCGGGGCCUGCGGCAACGCUUCCACCUCACCCUCGCCCUCUCGUUCAGCACCGUGGAGCCCAGCGGCCUCCUGCUCUACAAUGGGCGCCUGAAUGAGAGACACGACUUCCUGGCGGUGGAGAUCAUCCAGGGGCAGGUCCAGCUGAAAUACUCCACAGGAGAGUCCAGCACAGUGGUGAGCCCCUACCUGCCAGGGGGUGUGAGUGAUGGGCAGUGGCACACACUGCAGCUCCACUACUACAACAAGCCCAAGCUCAGCGCGCUGGGGGUGGUGCAGGGCCCCUCCAAGGACAAGGUGGCCAUCUUGACAGUGGACGAAUGUGAUGCCUCGGUGGCCCUGCAGUUCGGCAGCGAGAUCGGGAACUACUCCUGUGCUGCAGAGGGUGUGCAGACCAGCUCAAAGAAGUCCCUGGACCUCACAGGUCCCUUGCUCCUUGGAGGGGUCCCCAACCUGCCGGAAAACUUCCCUGUCACUCACCGGGACUUUGUGGGAUGCAUGAGAGACCUGUACAUCGACAGCAAACGCAUCGACCUGGCCUCCUACAUCGCCAACAACGGAACUGCUGCAGGCUGCCAUGCCAAGCACACGUUUUGCGACUCCAGCCCCUGCAAGAACGGUGGCACCUGCUCUGUCAGCUGGGGGACCUACUCCUGCCUCUGUCCUGUUGGCUUCGGGGGCAAAGACUGCCGCCACCCCAUGCACCAUGCCCACUAUUUCCAGGGCAACAGUGUCCUGACCUGGGACUUCAAGACAGAUGUGAAGAUCUCAGUGCCGUGGUACCUGGGGCUGGCGUUUCGGACACGCCAGGCAGAUGGGGUGCUUCUGCAAGCCCAUGCUGGCCAGUACACCACCCUGCUCUGCCAGCUGGCUGGGGGCCUGCUCUCCUUCAUGGUGAGCAGGGGGUCCGGGCGCAGCACCAGCCUCCUUCUGGACCAGCUGCAGCUCAGUGAUGGGAGAUGGCAUGACCUCCAGCUGGAGCUGCGGGACGUCCACAGCGGGCGAGACUCACGCUACGUCAUCACCCUCACCUUGGACUUUGGGCUCUAUCAGGAUACAGUGGUUGUCGGAAAUGAACUGCAUGGCCUGAAGGUGAAACAUCUGCAUGUGGGGGGAGUCCUGGGCUCUGGUGAGGUGCAGAACGGGCUGAGGGGCUGCAUACAGAUGGUGCUCUCUGUCCACACCUCAGGGUACUAUGGAGGGGACUGCGUGGAUGUGUGUCACCUCAACCCCUGCAAGAACAAGUCGGUGUGUCGCCGCAAGCCAGGCUCACCCCUGGGCUACGUGUGCGAGUGCGGAGGGAACUUUUUCGGGCAGUACUGUGAGCACAGUCCCACCUGUGGGCCCUGUAACUGUGAUGUGAACAAGGGCUUUGACCCUGACUGCAAUAAAACCAACGGGCAAUGCCACUGCAAGGACUUCCACUACCGCCCCAAAGGCAGCGACACCUGCCUGCCUUGCGACUGCUACCCUGUGGGCUCCACCUCACGCUCCUGCGACAAGGAGACAGGCCGGUGCCACUGCCGGCCCGGGGUCAUCGGGCGCCAGUGCAAUAGUUGUGACAGCCCUUUUGCCGAGGUGACGCCCAGCGGCUGCGAGGUGCUCUAUGAUGGCUGCCCCAAAAGCCUGAAGGCGGGUGUGUGGUGGCCCCAGACCAAGUUUGGCUUUUCGGCUGCGGUGCUGUGUCCCAAAGGCUCCUUGGGCUUGAGGGGUGCAGGUGCAGCUGUUAGACACUGUGAUGAGGAGAAGGGCUGGCUGGAGCCAGAUCUCUUCAACUGCACUUCACCUGCCUUCAAGGAGCUCUCCAUGCUGCUGGAGGGCUUAGAAAGGAAUGAGACUGAGCUCAACACAAUUGAAGCCAAGAAGCUGGCCCACCGGCUCCGGGCUGUGACGGACCACAUGGACCACUACUUUGGCAAUGACGUGCACAUCACUUUCCGCCUGCUGUCGCGCCUCAUGGCCUUUGAGAGCCGGCAGCGUGGCUUUGGGCUGACAGCCACACAGGACGCCCACUUCAAUGAGAACCUGCUGCGCGCAGGCAGCUCUGUGCUGGCGCCUGAGAACCGGGAGCACUGGGCCAUGCUGCCGCACAGCGAGCACGGCAGCGCCAGCCUCAUGGAGCAGCUGCGGGACUACUCGGGCACGCUGGCCAGCAACAUGAAACUCACCUACCUCAACCCCGUCGGCGUCGUCACCCCCAACAUCAUGCUGAGCAUCGAUCGCAUGGAGAACCACUCCCACAUCCGUCGGCGCUACCCUCGCUACCACAGCAGCCUCUUCCGGGGCCAGCCCGCCUGGGACCCCCACACCCACGUUGUGCUGCCGCUGUCGGUGCUGAGCCCCCCAAAAGCCGAAGUGCCCACGCUGGCUGGGGGCGAAGGGAACUACACUGUGGAGAACUCCUCCCCGAGGCAGGUGCUGCCGGACCCCGAGCCCGCUCUCACUGUGAUCAUCCUCAUCAUGUACCGCACUCUGGGUGGGCUGCUGCCUGCACGCUACCAGGUGGAUCGCCGCAGCGUCAGGCUCCCCAGGAAUCCUGUGAUGAACUCCCCCAUCGUGAGUGUGUCUGUGUUCAGCAAUCACACCUUCCUGCGGGGGCCCCUGGACACCCCUCUCGUGCUGGAAUUUCAUCUGCUGGAGACGGCCAACAGGAGCAAACCUCUCUGUGUCCAGUGGAACCACUCCAACCCGACCAACCCCUCCGGCUUCUGGACAGCCAGGGACUGUGAGCUUGUGUACAGAAACACCACCCAUGUACACUGCCAGUGCUCCCAGUUUGGCACCUUUGGAGUUCUGAUGGAUAGCUCGCACCGAGAGCAACUGGAAGGUGACCUGGAGACAUUGGCAAUUGUCACCUAUUCCUUGGUGUCCCUCUCCUUGGUGGCUCUGCUGCUGACCUUCUCCUUCCUGACCUGCCUCAAAGGCCUCAAGUCCAACACACGUGGCAUCCACUCCAACAUAUCAGUCACCCUCUUCUUCUCUGAGCUGCUUUUUCUCCUGGGGAUCAACCGCACUGAGAACCAGUUUCUUUGCACUGUGAUUGCCAUCCUUCUCCACUGCUUCUUCCUCUCCACCUUUGCCUGGCUCUUCGUCCAGGGCCUCCACAUCUACCGCAUGCAGACCGAAGCCCGCAAUGUCAACUUCGGGGCCAUGCGUUUCUACUAUGCCAUCGGCUGGGGAGUGCCCGCCAUCAUCACAGGGCUGGCCGUUGGCCUGGAUCCUGAGGGCUACGGAAACCCUGACUUCUGCUGGAUUUCCAUUCAUGAUAAGCUGGUCUGGAGCUUUGCAGGCCCCAUUACUGUCGUCAUUGUGAUGAAUGGGGUCAUGUUCCUGCUUGUGGCCAAGAUGUCCUGUUCCCCAGGCCAAAAGGAGACCAAGAAGAAAUCGGUUCUCAUGACGUUACGGAGCUCCUUUGUUCUGCUUCUAGUUAUUAGCACUACCUGGCUCUUUGGCCUCUUGGCUGUCAACAACAGUGUCCUGGCUUUCCACUACCUCUACACUGUCCUCUGCAGCCUCCAGGGCCUAUCUGUGCUGGUCCUGUUCUGUGUGCUGAAUGAGGAGGUGCGGGAGGCUUGGAAGCUGGCCUGCCUUGGCAAGAAGGGGCAGAGCGAGGAGGCCACGAGGAACACGCAGGGCCCCAACGCCUACAACAACACAGCGCUGUUUGAGGAGAGCGGCCUCAUCCGCAUCACCCUGGGAGCCUCCACCAUCUCGUCGGUGAGCAGCGUGCGUUCUGCCCGCACCCACUCCAGCCAGCGGGCAUACCUCAGAGACAACGUGACGGCACGUCAGGGUUCAGCCCUAGAUCACAGCCUGCUGGCUCAUGCCGGCCCCACGGACAUCGACGUGGCCAUGUUCCACCGCGAUGCUGGGGGAGACCAGGAUUCGGACUCCGACAGUGACCUGUCUCUGGAUGAAGAGCGUAGCCUCUCCAUCCCGUCCUCAGAGAGUGAGGAGAAUGUACGCCUGCGGGGCCGCUUCCAGCGCCAGUUCAAGCGGGCGGCACACAGCGAACGCCUCCUCACUAACCCCGCCAACACCACUCCCAAAGACGUGGAUGGCAACGACCUCAUGUCGUACUGGCCGGCUCUGGGUGAGUGCGAGGUUCACCCCUGCUCCCUGCAGAAGUGGGGCUCUGAGCGGAAGCUGGGAUUCGACAUCAACAAGGAUGCAGCCAACAAUAAUCAGCCAGACCUGGCCUUGACCAGCGGGGAUGAGAACUCCCUCACCCAGACCCAACGGCAAAGAAAAGGGAUUUUGAAGAACCGCCUCCAGUACCCUCCGACUCUCCAAGGCCUGCCAUCUGUCGGCAGGAUGACCAACGAGCUGACGUGGUACAAGACCUCCACGCUGGGUCACAGGGCUGUCCCCGCCGCCUCCUACGGAGGCAGUCUGUCACAGCCAGCCAGCCGGUACUCGUCGCGGGAGCAGCUUGACAUGCUGAUGAGGAGACAGAUGUCCCGGGAGCAGCUGAGCAGACACAACUCAGGAGACUGCUUGGAAGCCGUGCCCAGCCGGCAUGGGUCCAGGGAGGAGCUGGACACUAUCCCCAGCAGGCAUGGUCAGAGAGAUCAUGGGAACACACUGCCCCGGAGGCAGGGCUCCAGAGACCACCUUGACGCUUUACCUUGCAGAUUUGGGUCAAGAGAGCAGCUAGACUGUGGGCCAGUAAGAGAGGUCUCUAGAGAGUGGCUAAACACAUUGCCAAGUAGGCAAGUGUCCAGAGACCGAAUAGACACAUUGCCAAGUCGAGAUACUUCUCGAGAACAAUUGGAUUUGCUUUCUAGAAGGCAGCCUUCAAGGGACCAGCUAGCAUCGGCUAGACAAGCUUCAAGGGAGCAGCUGGACUUUCUGUCCAGAAGAUCCAAUUCCAGAGAGCCUCUGGACACAGUGCCUAGCAGGCAUCCCUCGCAGGACAACCUGGGGAGUCUCUCUAGGCGGCAGCUGUCUAGGGAAAGCCUAGAGCCGCUGUCGAGGAGACAGCCUUCUAGAGAGAACCUGGAGGCCGUUCCCAGCCGACAUCCUUCCACUGAACAGUUAGAUAUCCUUUCUUCCAUCCUUGCUUCUUUUAACUCCUCCGUCCUGUCUUCGGUGCAAUCUUCCAGCACGCCUUCAGGCCCCCAGACCACUGCCACCCCCUCUGCCAUGCAGACCUCCCUGACGCCCUCUGCAAUGUGCCCCUCGACGCCUCGCUCCACCACCUCCCACAGCAUUUCGGAGCUGUCACCAGACUCAGAAAUAACGAGAAACGAGGGCCAUUCCUGA
Molecule: messenger RNA, 8544 nt
Organism: Leptosomus discolor (cuckoo roller)
Lineage: Eukaryota; Metazoa; Chordata; Aves; Leptosomiformes; Leptosomidae
Source: RefSeq, a predicted model, not a curated record